AAGGGUACCCAAGCGUCCUGCGCAAUAUGCAAAAGGGUAAUGAUGAUUGUGUAAUCUCGAUGUUUCCAUAUCACUCUGCAUCAGAUAGAUGCGGCAACCCUGUCUUUUCCCACUUCAACCGCUUCUCGUCAAUUUCUUCUGCUUCCCACGCCUCCUCCUGCUACAUCAUCUCAUCUCAUCUCGAUCUCGAGGCACACCGGUCUUUGCCGUGCCGUGCAACCUAGUCCACCGCCUCGCUGCCUCAGUAAAACACAGAAAAUCGCAUCUGAUACACCCGCGCCAGGAACGCAUGUUUGGUCUAUUUGCGUCGAUAAGCGCGACAACGAGAGUUUUGUGUGGAAUGUUUGUUCCCUUAGGGACUCGGCUAGUGGAGAGGGUGCAACACGCAAGCGCCAUGCCACUGUAUGGGGUAAAUUUGGAUCUGUACCAAGACUGUUAGAUCCGCCUAGCGCUGCAGUAGCCAAAGCUUGGUAUGUUGGCAGCAGAAAGACAUCUGCGACAGCCUGACCCUCUUCCCUCAGAGUAUCUGCAUCAGCAAGCGACGACACGACAAAAACACUGCAACUCUUCGUAGCCUCCAGCCUACGUGGCAGUGUGACUCUUACUUCCCAGCCCCAAGAUGUAGCCCCA
Molecule: messenger RNA, 630 nt
Organism: Alternaria rosae
Lineage: Eukaryota; Fungi; Ascomycota; Dothideomycetes; Pleosporales; Pleosporaceae
Exons: 1
Coding region: 89-439 (116 amino acids)
Source: RefSeq, a predicted model, not a curated record